AUGGAGCCCUUUCGGUCCCUGGCCCUGUUGGUUGACACCCUGGCCCUGAUCUUUGCUCUGGUUGCUCUGAGCACGGAUUACUGGUUCGUGGCCAUCGGGCCCGGCUUUUUGAUUCACGCGGGCAUCUGGCCGGAGGUGGAUCACGAGUUCGUGCAAGGCUUUAUCCGCGUGACGGAGGCCUUCAGCAUCCUAGCCGCCCUGAGCGGCCUGGUGUCCGUGGUCCUCCUGGGCCUGUCCUACGUCCCCUCGCUGUCCUCCCGGAACCACGGCCCCCGGGUGGCGGCCGUCCUGGCCUCUAUCGCAGCCUUGUUCAUGCUGGUGGCCAUGUCUGUCUACAACGGUUUUCAGUGGGGCCACCGACACCCCCAGAUCCAGUUCUUCUUCUCCUGGUCCUUCUACCUGGGCUGGGUUUCGUUUCCUCUCUGGAUCAUUGCAGGGAUCAUGGGUCACCUCGCUUACACCCGUAACCCUCGGGCUGGCUACGACCAAGUGUGA
Messenger RNA from Pipistrellus nathusii (Nathusius's pipistrelle), 495 nucleotides. The record is from the annotation of a GenBank genome assembly. Lineage: Eukaryota; Metazoa; Chordata; Mammalia; Chiroptera; Vespertilionidae.